Anarrhichthys ocellatus (wolf-eel) is the source of this 1704-nucleotide messenger RNA. RefSeq names its product inositol monophosphatase 1-like. The transcript is spliced from 9 exons. The coding region runs from base 523 to 1374 and encodes 283 amino acids. Gene Ontology annotation, molecular function: inositol monophosphate 1-phosphatase activity. Lineage: Eukaryota; Metazoa; Chordata; Actinopteri; Perciformes; Anarhichadidae. Gene Ontology annotation, biological process: inositol metabolic process; signal transduction; phosphatidylinositol phosphate biosynthetic process. The record is from RefSeq and is a predicted model, not a curated record.
CUUUUGUUUGUCGCGCCAAAUCCCAAGUCAGGAGCUGGAAUGUACUCUUCUUUCUCAGAAAAACUGCAAGAUUUUCACCUCAGGUCAAACGGUUCAUCAGCUGACAUCAACACUAAGAGUCUGAAAUGUCUUAUGCUGCAACAUUUAAUCACUAGCCAUGUCAGCUUUGGCAUGUACGUAUGUGACACAGAAAAGCACAUAGCAGGGUGUGUCGUCCUGAAAUUCCAAAGACAAAAUGUUCCGCUUGCUUACAUUGAUCCACAUCAUGUUGUUGCAGGUCUGCAUUCAUUGUAUGUGUCUUCCUUUGGGUUGCUAUGAAGAAACACAGGAGGGCGGUGCUAGUACUUUUCCCAUUCUGUCAUGCCAGUUUGAAAAAAAAGUUGCUUAAUCUCUCCAAAAAAAGGAACUUAAGGUUAAAUUUCUCAAAUGAAGGUGCACUAGCAUCCUAAAGCUUCCACUGACAGCUUGUCCAUCUGUCUUCACAAGGCUCCCCUCAGUAAAGCACCCCCCCGUACACUCGAAAUGGCGGACCCAUGGCAGAAUGAAUAUGACUUCGCUGUUCAAGUUGCGAGAGCGGCUGGAGCGGUAAUUAGGAAAGCCGGGGAGGAAGAAAUAAAGGUCCAGACAAAGAGCUCCACUGUAGACCUGGUCACCAAGACUGACGAGAGGGUGGAGAAAAUCAUCAUCGGCUCUCUGAAAGAAGGAUUUGGAGAUGGCACACACUGUUUCAUUGGAGAAGAGUCCGUCUCAAAGGGGGAGCCGGUGAUCCUAACUGAUAAACCUACGUGGAUCAUAGACCCGGUCGACGGCACCACCAACUUUGUUCAUGGAUUCCCGUUCGUGGCUGUGUCUAUUGCUUUUGCUGUCAAUAAGGAGCUGGAGUUUGGUGUGGUGUACAGCUGCUUGGAAGACAAAAUGUACAAAGCAAGAAAGGGGAAGGGAGCUUUUUGCGACGAUGAGCAGAUUCAGGUGUCCGAUGUCAAAGAUAUCCACAAGUCCAUCAUCAUCUCGGAGCACGGAACUGACAGGAGCGUAGCAAAAGUAACCAAGAUCUUCUCCACCAUGCAGAAGAUCCUCUGCAUCCCCGUGCAUGGGCUCCGGGGGUCAGGGACAGCUGCUACUAACAUGUGUCUGGUGGCUUCGGGGGCGGUGGAGGCCUUCUUUGAGAUCGGGAUCCACCUCUGGGACAUUGCUGCUGGAGUGGUUAUCGUCAGAGAAGCCGGAGGACUAGUGCUGGAUGUUGAUGGGGGACCCUUCGAUUUGAUGUCUCGGAGGAUGAUGUCAGCAAACAACGACAUUAUUGCUCAGAGGAUCAUCAAGGAAGUUGAAAUAUUCCCGGUGGAGAGGGACGACGCUCCGGUGCAGAAGAAAUGAGAAUAUCCAAAUGCUUUUUAAAAUGAGUACAAGAGGAACAAGCCCAGUCUAUCGAUGUAUGUCCUGAAUAAAGGGAUUUUUUUUUUUAAUUUGCAUACUGGGUGUGUUUCAUUGGCUGCACACUUUUUUUACACUAAAGCAAAUCAUUUAAAUUCAGUCAGCAAGUCAAGUUGAUUCCUUAUGUUCUGUGCCCAAACAUAUUGAAGUGGGAAACAGCUGUAAUUUGUACACCAGCUCAUUGUAAUUUGCACAAAUAUCUUUUGUCUGCAGCUUCCCAAGUAUGCAUUUGAAAUACAUCAGAAAUAAACUGUGCAUGUUUGCAGACCUGCA